Drosophila obscura is the source of this 442-nucleotide messenger RNA. RefSeq lists its product as uncharacterized. The transcript is spliced from 2 exons. Lineage: Eukaryota; Metazoa; Arthropoda; Insecta; Diptera; Drosophilidae. The coding region runs from base 101 to 310 and encodes 69 amino acids. The record is from RefSeq and is a predicted model, not a curated record.
AUUGAAAGGUUGACAACACUGUUUGGAGUACGUGCGAGCAACAAUUUGUCAUCAAUCACAUUUGUUUAUUAUAGUUUGUCGUAAAACCUUAUUUGCCACAAUGAAAGUAUCUAUUUUUGGUGAACUCAACACGUUUGAACUGUUCGUCCUGAGCAGCUUAUUGCCAGCCGUCUUCGUGUUCCUGUGGACAUUAAUAACUGGGGACAUUAAGAACUUCAAGGGCAGCAAGCUGGCCUACUCCGAUUUCACCGCGCAGGAUCCUGUCAACUGCUACCAGAAUUACGGCGAAAAGAAACAAAAGGAUACUUAAGGAUCACAUCACACAAUUAAAGACUACCCAAACAGAAUUACAUACAUAAUGUAUUAAAAUUUAAAAAAAAUAGCUUGCGGAUCUGGAGAACAACAAUAAAGUUGAGAUUCUCUUUUGAGAGGAAUAUUUAAA